Molecule: messenger RNA, 794 nt
Organism: Camellia sinensis
Lineage: Eukaryota; Viridiplantae; Streptophyta; Magnoliopsida; Ericales; Theaceae
Product: thioredoxin-like protein YLS8
Biological process (GO): mRNA splicing, via spliceosome
Cellular component (GO): spliceosomal complex; U5 snRNP; U4/U6 x U5 tri-snRNP complex
Source: RefSeq, a predicted model, not a curated record
UUUAGUUGCGUAGGGAUGCUCACCGACAAGAGUCUCUUUGCAUCAAAGUGGAAUUGAAUUGAGAAACAAAUUUAAGAGAAAGAGAAAUUUGAGAGAGAGAGAGAGAUUGAUUUAGAGAGAGAGGAUGUCGUACUUGCUGCCGCACUUGCACUCGGGAUGGGCGGUGGAUCAGGCGAUCCUGGCCGAAGAAGAACGCCUCGUCAUCAUCCGAUUCGGCCAUGAUUGGGACGAAACCUGCAUGCAGAUGGAUGAGGUACUGGCUUCGGUUGCUGAGACAAUAAAGAACUUUGCGGUUUUAUACCUGGUGGACAUCACAGAGGUGCCCGAUUUCAAUACAAUGUAUGAGUUGUAUGAUCCGUCAACCGUGAUGUUCUUUUUCAGGAACAAACACAUAAUGAUUGAUCUUGGCACGGGAAACAACAAUAAGAUCAACUGGGCUUUGAAGGACAAGCAGGAGUUCAUAGACGUUGUUGAAACAGUGUAUCGUGGAGCUAGAAAGGGACGUGGUCUGGUCAUUGCACCCAAAGACUACUCCACUAAGUACCGCUAUUAAGCCCUCGAGCUACUUCUUGUUCUAUUGGAAACUGUUUUAUAAAUCAAGAACAUGUUUGUAUUAAGCUUCGAAUUCUAAUUUGGUUGAAUAUGUGGAGUAUGUCAUAUGUACAAGUACUAGGCUUUUGCCUUUUCAUUGGAUUUCUAGGCAUGGACCCAUGCAUUGCUAUCUAAAACAUAUGAGGUAAGUACUUUAUCUGGCAAUUUCCUGAAGCAUGUUAGUCUGCAUUUGUAUUUAUGUA